CGGUAAGUGUUUUCGUAAGAUAGUAGUCCCAAGUCCCAAAACGACAGACAUCUUAACUCGGAGAAGCUUACCAAUUCCUCUCAGCUCUCCAUCCUCCCCUUGUAGGUCAAAGGUGGAUGAAUUCCACAGCCCAACAGUGCUUGUAAGAUAUAGGAUACCCUCGAGUCCUUGUUUUUUUGUUCUUUCCAUUCAACCCAAACCUUAAGAAGCCAUACCAAAGUCAAUAGAAGAACAAGAGCACACGAGAGAGAGGGGGGGAGGGGUCGUGAGCGAUGGCAGAAGAUCUCGAGACCGGGAUAUGCAGUGGAGGGAGCUGGUGGAACCCUGAAGGAAGCGGCAGCUUUGAUGCGCCAACCUCCAUGUCAUGCUCGACUGCAAUGGCUGAUAUGAUCGGAGGAAGAGCCUUCUGUUUGAGCGCUGCGUCGGGCGAUGACACCGCAGGAUCGGCCGGCGGUAGCUCCAUCGCUUUUCGAGAAAGUAAUCAUAUGCUCCAACACUCGGAUAUUCGCCCUUUGUUGAUCGAUUCGGCCAUCCCAAGCUUCGGCCUCGUCUCUUCCUCCAUGAACUGGACUCGAGCGUUAUCGUAUGGUGGAAGACCUGAGAGCAGCAGCCUUCAUGCUAUGCUCCAAGAGGAUCUCGGCUCAAGACCUUAUAUCAGGCAGGACACGCCGGCUGUUUCAAAUCAAACUCGUACCGGCGCUGAAAGUUGGACCGCGAAUCCGUCUAGCGACAUGAACCAGAAUCUCUUGGUAGAACAACACCAUUUCAGCUCAGGACACGAGUCCAGCGAUGCUGGUGUUGGCAGCUAUCAGUUCAUGUACGGCAAUCGACUAUUGAAUGGCUACCAGUCUCCGACGACCUCCUAUCAGGGAAGCUCGAACGAGCUGUGGCAACCUUCAUGGGCUAAAUUCUCUCAUCAGUUCCUUAAAUCCUCUCAUCCAAAGCAGCAGUCGAAUAACCAGCUGCAGUUCACCAACAACACUCCCUUUUGGAAUGCAUCUGCGGCUACCUCAGUUGGUGAGAUAAGGUCGGCCUUGUGUUCUCCGGCGACUUCGCAAUUUGACUUGCAGCCCAGAACUAUCUACCGUAAUCUCACAGCUAAGAUGAAUCCGGAAGGAAUUCAUGAUUCGUGUUCUUCCUCGACCAUGAAAACCGGAAGCGAGCCGGCGGCAACUAAAAAGCUCCGGACCGAGACACCUUCGCCACUACCAACCUUUAAGGUGAGGAAAGAAAAAUUAGGGGACAGAAUCACUGCUCUCCAGCAGAUAGUUUCGCCUUUUGGAAAGACUGACACUGCAUCGGUUCUCCAAGAAGCCAUCGAAUACAUUAAGUUCUUGCAGGAUCAAGUUGGUGUUCUAAGCAGUCCAUACUUGAAGAUGUCCGACAAGUCGAAGGAUUGCAGUGAACCGAAUCAAGAUCUAAGAAGCCGGGGACUGUGUUUGGUUCCCGUCGCAAGCACGCACCCGGUGGCAAGCGAGACCACAGCAGACUUCUGGCACCCCACAUUCGGAGGAAUCUUCAGAUAGAGAUGAUGAUUACACCGUCCAGUGAGGGAAUAGGGAUGAUGGAGCAUUUGUCUGAACCCCACGAUGUUGCAGAAUGUAAGCCGAAGAAAUGAUAUUUUAGAUUAGGAGCAAAGGAAUAUGUACCGUAUGUUCUUAUUAAUUUUUAUUAUAAUAAAAAUAAUAUACAUAUAUACUGCCA
Musa acuminata AAA Group (dessert banana) is the source of this 1704-nucleotide messenger RNA. Its product is annotated as transcription factor bHLH112. The record is from RefSeq and is a predicted model, not a curated record. Gene Ontology annotation, biological process: regulation of transcription by RNA polymerase II. Bases 273 to 1526 code for a protein of 417 amino acids. Gene Ontology annotation, molecular function: protein dimerization activity; DNA-binding transcription factor activity, RNA polymerase II-specific; RNA polymerase II cis-regulatory region sequence-specific DNA binding. NCBI's taxonomy places the organism in Eukaryota, Viridiplantae, Streptophyta, Magnoliopsida, Zingiberales, Musaceae. Gene Ontology annotation, cellular component: nucleus. The transcript has 6 exons.